Messenger RNA from Bathycoccus prasinos, 963 nucleotides. RefSeq lists its product with no specific name. The coding region runs from base 1 to 963 and encodes 320 amino acids. Gene Ontology annotation, molecular function: protein binding. The transcript has a single exon. NCBI's taxonomy places the organism in Eukaryota, Viridiplantae, Chlorophyta, Mamiellophyceae, Mamiellales, Bathycoccaceae. The record is from RefSeq and is a predicted model, not a curated record.
AUGGGCGGUGGUGAAAAGAAGAAGAAACAACUCUCCGGCGCGCAGAAAAGGAAGAAGAACAAGGAGAAAGAAGAGGCGAUGAAAGAGGCUCUGGCGGAUAUGGAGCGUUUAAAGCUUGGACCGACGAAGUUGUGGACGGGGUUGGUGUUGCAUCACAAGGAUGUAUUUGUAUCGCAUGUCUUGUCAAAAUUGAAUACGACAGAUCGAUAUUUCUUUGGAAUGGUGAAUAGUGAGAGUCGGGGUGUGCUUGAGUAUGCUGAGGUGAACGUAUCGGAAUUAGGUUGGUCUACUAUUGAAUGCUCAUCCAUUUCGACGCUGGAAUUGGUGUGGAAUCACAUGCCCUGGGGAAAGAAAGAUAUAGAGGGAGAUGUGGCAGAUCAAGCCUGGUUUUGCGUUCAAGUUGCUGGAACGAACAAACUCGAGUUGCUCGAGUGGGCGAGAGAAGUGAAACAUUGCGAGUGGAAUGCAAUGACGAUUGCUGCGGCAGCACUUAAAGGUAAUCUCGAGAUGCUAAAGUACUGCUUCUCUAAUGGUUGCCCGUGUGAUGAAAAAGAGGCGUGUGGACAAGCUACUCUUGGAGGACACCUCGACUGUCUUCGAUUUCUUUUCGACAAAGUGAAACCUUCGCGAAAGACGGAAAAAGAAGCGGCAAUACAAGCGGCAUGCGGUGGUCACUUAGACAUCUUGAAAUAUUUCGUCGAAGAAAGAAAAAUAUCUGAUGCAGUAAAGCUCGACUGUGUGUUAUCCACUGCAAACUAUGGCCAACUCGAUUGCCUCAAAUACUUAGUCGAAGAGGCGAAAAUGCCUCUUGACAACUGGCUCUGCGUCGCUCUCGCUCGUUACUACGAGCAUACCGACUGCCUAAACUACUUGCUCGAAAAAGGGUGCCCGGAACCAACGGACGAAGAAUACGCUAAAGUCGUCGAGCAAAAAAAACGAGAAGAACUGGGCAUCCAAGCGUGA